Messenger RNA from Aureobasidium pullulans EXF-150, 702 nucleotides. RefSeq lists its product as uncharacterized. The transcript is spliced from 3 exons. The record is from RefSeq and is a predicted model, not a curated record. Bases 244 to 609 code for a protein of 121 amino acids. Lineage: Eukaryota; Fungi; Ascomycota; Dothideomycetes; Dothideales; Saccotheciaceae.
GCUCAUUCGGGACAUCUAGUCCUCUAUCGCGUCUAUCUACUUCGCGCGAGUUCACAAUCUCAACACGCGUGCCGAACUACCUUGUAGAGACUUGUACUUAGUAGGUCUAUCGACAACAACAGUGAGCUUGGGUGUUCGAAAAUGUAGAUAAAAGGUGGGAGUGUUCGUCUUGAAUUCACAUCUAUCAUCAAUCAUCUGAGUUGCUACGUAUCAACAUCGACAAUAUCCUCAAUAUCUACCACUAUGUCUGCCCCCGUUGCUAUGAAACACUUUGCUCAGGCCCAGAAGGAGUACAAGCCUCCUCUCAUUGCCAAUGAGAACGCAUUUCUUGGCGAUGUAUACAGCAGUGAUCAGACCAAUCCCGAGCAUCCCAUCAGUUGUGGAUUCUACAGGCUAGAAAAGGGAACACCUCUUGUGUACACAUACACUUAUGACGAAAUGAAGAUUAUCGUUGAAGGUCAAUAUACUAUCUCGGAUGAGACUGGCAACAAAGUGGAGGCCAAGCCUGGUGACGUUUUCUUUUUCCCCAAAGGCUCGACUAUUACAUUCACAACCGAGGACUAUGGUUUGGCUUUCUACACUGGUGCCAGAAAGGAAGGUGCUGCAUAGGGUUAUGGAAUCCUCAAAUGCAAGAUUUCGAAGGAAUAUCAUGAGCAUCAUAUAUCGAGUGACAACUCAAUAUAAAAUAACGAAUUCAAGGAA